AGAAGUGUCAGUGAGGACGUGUACAACACUUUCCUGUUUUCGAUCGCUCGCCCUUGCCGCCUUGAAUAUUUAGUGUGACGAUCGCAUUUAUCCGCGAUCUUUCCUACCCAUUUCAAGAGUUUCGACCUUAACUUUGCGAUCCUCGCACUCGAUCGUCCUGUGCACUGUGUGUUAGCCGUACGUUCAUCAGGAUGGCUGCUACUUUAACGCCGGAGGAGAAGGAGCAUCUCAUCUCCCGCAACCUUCAGGAGGUGCUUGGGCAGGAUAAUCUCCGUGCGAUACUGAAGGAGCGUGAUCUUAAAAUAUACUGGGGUACGGCCACUACCGGCAAACCGCACAUUGCCUACUUCGUACCUAUGUCAAAGGUGGCCGAUUUUCUGAAAGCCGGUUGUGAGGUAACGAUCCUGUUCGCAGAUCUGCAUGCAUACUUGGACAACAUGAAGGCGCCCUGGUCGCUGCUCAAGGAGCGUACCAAGUACUACGAAGCGGUUAUCAAGGCGAUGCUUUCGUCGCUGGGAGUACCGCUGGAGAAGUUGCGGUUCGUGUGCGGAACCGACUAUCAGCUGUCGAAGGAGUACACGCUGGAUGUGUACCGAUUGUCUUCGGUAGUGACGCAGCACGAUGCCAAAAAGGCGGGUGCGGAGGUGGUCAAGCAGGUGGAACAUCCGCUGAUGUCUGGCAUCCUGUACCCUGGGCUGCAGGCGCUGGACGAGGAGUAUCUGAAGGUGGACGCCCAGUUUGGAGGUGUUGAUCAGCGAAAAAUUUUCACCUUCGCUGAGAAGUACCUUCCGCAGCUGGGAUACGCCAAGCGCAUUCAUCUAAUGAAUCCAAUGAUUCCCGGCCUGGCCGGUGGAAAGAUGUCGUCCAGUGAGGAGGACUCAAAAAUUGAUCUGCUUGAUAGUGCGGCGAAGGUGAAGAGCAAGAUCAAGAAGGCUUUUUGCGAGCCGGGCAAUAUCGAGGAUAAUGGGCUGCUGAAGUUUGUGAAGCACGUCAUCUACCCGAUGUUCAAGGAAGGUGAAGCAUUCACGGUCCAUCGUAAGCCGGACUUUGGUGGAGAUCUUGUGUUUGCCGAGUACGAACAGCUGGAAACAUGCUUCGCCUCGCAGGAACUGCAUCCGGGCGAUUUGAAGGCAGCUGUGGAAGUGUACAUAAACCGGUUGUUGGAUCCGAUCCGGAAGUCGUUUGAUACCGAUUUCUACCGGGAACUUACGGAACGUGCUUAUCCGGCCCCGGUGAAAGUUUCGGGAGGAAAACAAGCAGCUGCAGCAGGAAAGGGACAGCAGGGCGGUGCGGGUGUAAAUGCUGCUGCUGCUGCUGCCGGACCUGCGGGUGAAAAUACCCCCGACAAGCUGGAACUUAAGGUGGGCCAAAUCAAGGACGCUGUGAAGCAUCCGGACGCCGAUAGUCUCUGUGUGCUGACUGUGGACAUUGGAGGUGGGGAGCGUAAGGCGAUCGUGAGCAACCUGAUGGCUCACUACACAUUGGAACAACUUCGGGAACGGUUAGUUGUGGUGCUGACCAACAUGAAGGCAUCGAAAAUCCGUGGUGUAGAAAGCGAGGGAUUGGUACUCUACGCGGCUGGAGCGGAAAAGUGCGAAGCACUGAGCGUACCGGAAGGAUCCAAAGUAGGCGAACGAAUUAUUGUGGAAGGGUUCGACAACACGAGCAAUCCCGUGCCACCGUUGAACCCAAAGAAGAAAGUUUGGGACAAGAUUCAGGCGGAAUUGCACACCGGCACGGAUGGGCAGGCACUGUGGAAGGAAUUUUCGCUUAUGACGCUAAACGGCGAUCGGGUGACGAGCACACUUGCUGGAUGCAACAUCAAGUAGACUGUUUGGGGCAGCGUUUGGAGCGUCCCCGGGUACCAUGGCAUUUUGCAGCUGCUGUUGCGCUUUGAGAGUCUUAUUUUUGAUCAUUUUGUUGCCUCAUCAUCUUCGUUCGGAUGGUAAAUCGUGCACGAUUAUACUCGUUUCGUAUUUUGCAGAGUAAUUUAUUAAAUUCGGCAUCGCAUAAAACUGGAAA
Molecule: messenger RNA, 2022 nt
Organism: Anopheles stephensi (Asian malaria mosquito)
Lineage: Eukaryota; Metazoa; Arthropoda; Insecta; Diptera; Culicidae
Gene: TyrRS
Product: tyrosine--tRNA ligase, cytoplasmic
Exons: 2
Coding region: 192-1829 (545 amino acids)
Biological process (GO): tyrosyl-tRNA aminoacylation
Molecular function (GO): tRNA binding; ATP binding; tyrosine-tRNA ligase activity
Source: RefSeq, a predicted model, not a curated record